Molecule: messenger RNA, 1723 nt
Organism: Brienomyrus brachyistius
Lineage: Eukaryota; Metazoa; Chordata; Actinopteri; Osteoglossiformes; Mormyridae
Gene: dusp3a
Product: dual specificity phosphatase 3a
Exons: 3
Coding region: 171-803 (210 amino acids)
Biological process (GO): protein dephosphorylation; negative regulation of MAPK cascade
Cellular component (GO): cytoplasm
Molecular function (GO): protein tyrosine/serine/threonine phosphatase activity; MAP kinase phosphatase activity
Source: RefSeq, a predicted model, not a curated record
GGAGGGGAGGUGUGUCUGCCCACAGAGCGAUCGUGCGAUCCGCACACUGUACACACACGACAGGAGGAUCGGCUCAGAGACAGCGAUGCGGCAGGAUCGGAAGCUGUCCUUCCUCCCACAAUAGCCAGACUCCCUUGCGCCCCACCCAGCUGGACCGACCGUCUGGAAGCAUGAGGAAGAACCAGAGCCCGCUCAAGACGGCAGCACCAGCCCAGUCUCCGGCUCCAGCUGAAGUCGGCGUGUCACACUACGAGGUCUCAGUACAGCAACUCAACGAGCUGCUGUCAGACGGCAACGGAUAUUACAGCCUCCCCACGCAACAUUUUCACGAGGUCUUCCCCAGGAUCUACGUAGGCAACGCGUUUGUGGCUCAGAAUUCGAUGAGACUGCAGCGGUUGGGAGUGACGCACAUCCUCAAUGCAGCUGAGGGCAACUCCUUCAUGCACGUGAACACCAACGCGGGGUUCUACGCUGGCACCGGCAUCAUCUACCACGGCAUGAAGGCUAACGACACAGAGCACUUCGACCUCAGUGCCUUCUUCGAGGAGGGCGCGGACUUCAUCGACAAAGCUCUGGCCUACAAGGACGGGAAGGGGAAGGUGUACGUGCACUGCAGGGAAGGCUACAGCCGCUCGCCCACGCUGGUCAUCGCCUACCUCAUGCUGCGCCACAAGAUGGACGUUCGCACCGCACUCUCGAUGGUGCGGCAGAAGCGGGAAAUCGGCCCCAAUGACGGUUUCCUGAGGCAGCUGUGCCAGCUGAACGAAAGCCUGGGCCGCGAGGGCAAGUUAAAAACUAAAUGAGAGCCCCCCCCCCCAUCUCUCAUAUUUUGCCUCCUGCGGGGGGGCGGGGUCACAUCCCAGCACCUAGCCAGGCCAGUGCACCCCCAGUCAUCUACGUGGCAUACCCACACCCGCCAAUCACCAUGACAGCACCUUCAUUCAUACCCGCCCCCCUUCCCCUUCACUUCACCUGCUGGCCUGUCAAGAGGAAGCUCCGCCCAUGCGAACAGCAGGGAGCCAAUGAGGGAAGCUCACGGUGCAUGCGCCCGCAGCCUGCCCAACCCCCUUGUUCCUGUGUCCACAAGGUGUCCCACUGCCAGGCUUCCAAGGCCUCCUGUUGGUUUCCUGCACCUUUUUAAGGCGUCCAGGCAUUACACACACACACACACACACACAAACACAGAUAUUUGGGUUAUAUAUAUAUAUUUAAAUCCAAGUGUUCAGGUUCAGUAGCGUUUCCAGUUUUUGUUACUAUUUGAGAUUGGCCAAUUUCUCGGGUUUUCCUGAACGGAUAUCUUGCUGGAAAAUCCAUCUGGAGCGUAAAAUGGCGUGUCUUUUGGAAAGCUUUGCCUCCCAGCCUCCUCUUCGAGAGUGCCACACUCUUCGCAAGCCAGCACUAAUUUCCCAGAACUCGCUGUAUUAACUUAGCAUCCGAUGUGGGCAUAUGCUAACUGGCUGGUGUGAUUACCGCGGCUAGCAGCUGACAGUAUUCCUUAAAGCUUGUUUAUUUCAGAGUCUUUCGUGCAUGAGAUUAGAUACCAGUCCAGCCAUAUAGUACAAAUGGUGUAUUUAUGUCAAUGCAAUCAUCGAAGAAUAGCACAAUAACUUUAGAGUUGCCCACUGCCAGAUAACCAGGCUACCUUGUCCCAUCUUUUAACAGAUGGUUAUGAUGUCAAAGCUCAUUUCCAAAAUAAAUAAAUAAAUGCCGUCUGUACAAUGUC